Messenger RNA from Acanthaster planci (crown-of-thorns starfish), 2152 nucleotides. RefSeq names its product melatonin receptor type 1B-like. The record is from RefSeq and is a predicted model, not a curated record. Lineage: Eukaryota; Metazoa; Echinodermata; Asteroidea; Valvatida; Acanthasteridae.
UAAUUCAAAUAACCCAACUGCCAUGGAGGCUAACAGUACCAUUCUCCCAGUCAGCCAUCUGUCUGUUCCACUUCGUGCGCUUCAUGGCACGACGGUCAUAAUCGCCGACAUCUUAGGUAUCAUCGGGAAUCUUCUUGUUAUCAUAUCCAUUGCCAAGACGCCUGAGCUCCACACUUCCCAUAACGCCUUCGUGCUCAACCUCAGUAUGUCGGACCUCCUGCUGUCCGUCUUCACUGUCCCCUUUUACGUCCUAGCCAUCCUUGCCGAGGGCUGGCCUCUCAGUUCCAAGGUGUGUCGGUUCAAAGCCAAAUUCUCCCUAAUUCUCUGGGAGGUGUCUUUACUUACCUUGGCCGCCGUUGCCACCAACCGUUAUUUCCUUGUGGCCAAGUCCUCUGGAACUUACAGCCGCUUCUGCAGCCGCAAACAGAUAAUCUUUGCUGUGCUCGUCUUCUGGCUGGAAAGUCUGCUGGUGGCGUUGUUCUCGGAGUUCGCCAUUGAGGUGGAUAUCCAGUACUUGCCAGCUUUCUCAUGCUGCGUUUUCAAUCCGUUGGACCCCACCACUUACUACUUCGUUAUGGUGUUUAUCUGCAUCUUUGUGGUGUCUGUGUUGAUCAUUGUCCCCGUGCAGUAUUUUCGUGUACUGCUAGUGAUCCGGGCCAGUGGACGACGCGUCGGCCGGGCCGUAUCGACGGGACCCUGUACGAACGAUCAACAUCAACUCUCUUGCCAAAAUAGACCCAAUGCCUCCGGCAUCACUAAAGAUGAAAUCAGACUCCUCAAAAUGUUCGUACUUCUUUCGUUUUUCCAUGUUAUCUCAUACAUUCCCAUAUCCAUCGUCUACUUGUUCGGCGUAACUUCCCCCAUGCUCUUCCAAGGAGCACGCUUCGGAAUGUUCAUACUGUCCACAACAGUGGCUAUCAACCCGAUUCUCUAUGCGUGGAUGAACCAAAAAAUAAGACAUGCCUGCUGUCGACUGUUGAAAAGCAAGAAACGGGUUUUUAAUCUGACGCUGGGAAGGCAGAUGGAACAGGCACAGUACUGGUUAACUAACUCCUGUCAGGAUUUUUGUCGUCGGACCAACGACUGAGACCUGCGCUUCACAGACGUGAAGGACUUCCAUCUUAUUCAUUCCUAAGUUCACAGAUGUACAGAGUGACUUACACUCACCAUCCUUGAAUCGAAACUAGUCAAUGUUUAAUUCUUCUGAAAGCCCCUUCGUAAAACACCAUCGAGAAGUUGCACGGAAGCGCGACAUUGAGGACGCCAGGCGGACUCUGUGCAUUAGGCCCUAUUGAUACGGCCUUUACGGCAAACUCGGUACCUUAACCCUAACAGUCCCAAAUCCUCCUAUUUCAAUACGAUUUUACAUACACCCUGGGGGUUAGGUUUUAAUGAACAUCAAGGUCUCUGAACGAACAACCGCAUAACUCCGUCAUGUGGAGCACUCUAAACGCUGCGGCUCGGACAUUAGUAGCGUCCAUUCCCCUGAGUCAGUCUUAAACGCACGUUUAAGACCGGCCAAGCACAUAUCUAUUCCCUUAUCAACGGAUCCUACUCACUGGUGCAUGCAUGUAAUGUCUUGUAAACUUUAAAAGCAGACUCAAACAAAAUGUCGUAAAUGUUAAUUACGGGUUUUGCUAGUACCUGACGUAUAUUCAUAAACACUGUAUACAUGUACUCGGUGCUUGGCUGACAGCUCGCCAAAAAAUUCACGAGCUUACCUCUUGCUCAUUAGUGCAGACGUCUUAACCACUCCGAGUCAGACGAGGGUCCGAGUCAGACCAUGGUGGAAGAAACACAUAGCAGCGGGUACUGCAAAGUAUUUCAAAAUGCACUUUACGCUGGGGAGAUGUUAAUUUUAAGCUUGUAAAGUCUAUCACAAGCUCUUAGACAAGCACAGAGUGUUACAUACAGUGUUUAUGAAUCUACGUUUGGUACGGGCAAAACCCGUAACUGAAAAACUUACAUCUCGUCUUGAAAUGUCGUAAAUUCAGGUAUUGUGAAAGUUAUGGUAAAAAAAACAGUUUAGUGGAAAAUCACAUCAUUUCAAUUUGAUGUAAAUGUAUUUAAUUGUAUAAACACACUUUACCAAUACAAGUCUACGGGCUUCUUGUUAGUUAUUGUUUAAUAAAGGCUCCUCUUUGGCAGUAUA